Messenger RNA from Astyanax mexicanus (Mexican tetra), 4899 nucleotides. RefSeq names its product teleost multiple tissue opsin 3a (gene tmtops3a). The record is from RefSeq and is a predicted model, not a curated record. The coding region runs from base 128 to 1249 and encodes 373 amino acids. Gene Ontology annotation, cellular component: photoreceptor outer segment; membrane. The transcript has 4 exons. Gene Ontology annotation, biological process: G protein-coupled receptor signaling pathway; visual perception. NCBI's taxonomy places the organism in Eukaryota, Metazoa, Chordata, Actinopteri, Characiformes, Acestrorhamphidae. Gene Ontology annotation, molecular function: G protein-coupled receptor activity.
CACACACUGAGGUAGUUAGCAGUCAGUCUCUGAGCACAGAUAAGAGCUGUGUGUGUGAUGACAGAAAGUGUGUGUAGGAUAGAAAGUGUAUGAGCGCCCCUCACACACACUCACUCUUACAGUAGUGAUGAUGGUCAUCCACUCCUGGAGCGGGAACGGCAGCGGCUCGGUGUUUCCUCCCGGGGCGGGCGGCAGUGCCGGAGACCCCCCGGCGCCCCCGGGGUCCCCCGGCCUGAGCCGGACCGGGCACUCGGUGGUGGCGGUCUGCCUGGGCUUCAUUCUCUUCUUCGGCUGCUUCAACAAUCUGCUGGUUCUGCUGGUGUUCGCCCGGUUCCGCUCGCUCUGGACCCCCAUCAACGUGGUUCUGCUGAACAUCAGCGCCAGCGACAUGCUGGUGUGUCUGUUCGGGACCCCGUUCAGCUUCGCCUCCAGUCUGUACGGCCGGUGGCUGCUGGGGCAGAGCGGCUGCGAGUGGUACGGGUUCGCCAACUCGCUGUUCGGGAUCGUCUCUCUAGUCUCGCUGUCUGUCCUGUCAUACGAGCGCUAUAUGGCGGUAUUGCGAGCCACCAAACCGGACACCUCAGAUUUCCGUAAAGCCUGGCGCUGUGUGGCGGGUGCCUGGCUCUACUCGCUGGUGUGGACUCUGCCUCCAUUCUUAGGCUGGAGCAGCUAUGGGCCUGAAGGUCCAGGAACCACCUGUUCUGUGCAGUGGCACCAGAGAUCCCCCAGCAGCGUCUCGUAUGUGGUGUGCCUGUUCAUCUUCUGCCUCGUCCUGCCACUGCUCCUCAUGGUGUACUGCUAUGGCAAGAUCCUUUUUAUCAUUAAAGGGGUGACUAAGAUCAAUCUGCUGUCAGCACAAAGGCGGGAGAACCACAUUCUACUGAUGGUGCUGACGAUGGUGUCCUGCUACCUGCUGUGCUGGAUGCCCUAUGGGGUGGUUUCCCUGAUGGCCACCUUUGGAAAGCAAGGACUAAUCACGCCAGUUGCCAGCGUGGUGCCCUCAGUGUUAGCCAAGAGCAGCACAGUGAUCAAUCCGGUUAUAUACGUGCUCUUCAACAACCAGUUCUACAGGUGCUUCAUAGCUUUUGUAAAGUGUGGAGCAGAGCCCUCUAUACAAACCCUGAACCCCCCACACAACAGCAAGGAGGAAGCCCCUGCGUCCAGCUUUUGUAGACCCUGGAGCCACAGUAAGCUUUCCCCGGCGAGAGAGUGCCGCACCCUGUCCCUAGUGGUUCACUACACGCCCUGAUGGACAGAAUGGCAUUCUGUUCAUCUCAUAUGCAUCUGUUGCCAUAAAAUGGGACAUCCUGACUUUGCUCACUAAUCAGAGUAGGAUGAUGGACAGACCCAGGGGUCUGUGGGCAACUUCCAGGAACUGCAGGCCAGUGGGAUCCCCCUGAAGGCUGACAAACUUCAAACUACAGCAGUGUCAAUGUGUAACGUUUGCAGUGACUGUAGGAAAAACCUGAGACCUCUCUAAAAGGGGCCCUGUCUGACUGCACUCAGUCUUGUUGCGAGUGGCGUGCAUUAAAAAUGUUGUAAAGAAAAAGAAGGAAGAAGCAAGCGAGGUAGUGUUGAGAGAGGCAGAUAAAUAGCAUUAAUUUUAAUGCUUAAUAUAAAAAUGCUGCUAUUUUUGGCUUUAGGAGUAGGGGAAUGACCGCUUGCAUCACUUUAUCUCUUUUGUUUACUCUAAGGUUUAACAUUAAUUAAGCCAUCUAGUGUGUCCAGCUCUGUUGUGUGUAAUGUGAUGAAUGCUAAGUUGUGUAAAUUACACACAAAGAAGUUUGGACAUGUUUACAGAUAAGGUAUAUUGGUGUAAAUAAUUGUAAUAUACAUGCAAUGUGAUACAUGUAGUUUUUUUGUUUUUUCUAUAUACAUAAUGUAGACUUGUGGGUUUUUUUAUGCUAAAAAAAAUAUUUUUUACUAUACAAAACCUAUAGCAGGUAACUAGUUUAGCUCCAGUGCAUCAGUUCAGUUCUCUGUUUUGGAACUAUUGCAUUAUUCCCAGGUAGUAAAAAUAAUGUCCACAUGCUGAGCCUGAGUUGCAUUGGCUCUAGUUUAAAUCUAGGCCAGAUUCUGGCCUAAAUGUUUGUUGAGUGUUUCAUGUGCCAUAUUGAGAAAAGUAUGAGAACACCCUGGUUGCUGAGAAUAGUAUGGGAAUUGGCCAGAGCCACAUGUGCCAACACCCUGGUUGCCGAGUAUAGUAUGGAAACUGGGCUGAGACGCAUUUGCCAACACCCCGGUUGCUGAGAAUAGUAUGAGAAUUUGCCAGAGCCACAUGUGCCAACACCCCGGUUGCUGAGAAUAGUAUGGGAAUUGGCUCAAGUCACAUGUGCCAACACCCCAGUUGUUGAGUAUAAUCAACAAUUGACCUGUAUUACUUGUGUCAACACCCCAGUUUCCGAAAACAGUAUGGUAAUUGGCCUAAUCAAAAUGUACAAACAUCUUGGUUGCCAAGUAUAUAUUUGUGGCAGUUUAUUUACAAUAAUAAUAGAAAGUAAGUCACUCUGGAUAAGAGCGUCAGCUAAAUGCCAUAAAUGUAAAAUAACAGUGAUAAACGCUCAUUGGAGAAACCCCCUGUGAAAUGUUGCCUUGUAUCUCAAAAGACUCUUAAAUUACAACUAAAUAGAUCACAUGAUCAGUGCUUUUCUGUCACAGUCAAGCAAUUCACAAAAAAAACUAAAAACAAACAAAAAAAAUCAAUGUAUUAUAUUAGGAACACCAGUAGUGUGGUGUCUUGUAGUGCGGUUGAUGGUCCAGAAAGGUUGUGUUUAAUAACAGCAUCCACCCACACACCCACAACAAAGUGCAAAAAUGCAGCAGCAUCGUUAUCUGAAACUUCAUAAUGAGCCUCACCACAGUAGGAUCUGUGAAGGCUGAUCUCAGCAGCUAAACAGAGCGGCUUAUUAGUGGAGAUAACUCCACCAGUUGUCCAGUAGAGUGCUUAUUUUCUCCACUUCACUGCUCAUGGGUGCAGCAAAAAACAUUGAAUUAAGCAGAAAACUGUAAAACACACUCUAAAACAUUAUGAUAUCUCCUCAGUUAACAUUAUGAAAUGAUCUGUAUUUUUAUAAAACAUUUUAUUACAGUAAUAACAAGUGACAGUACUUAACAGUAAAAACAAAAACAAGACCAUAACAAGGGAAAAAUGUUAAAUUUCAGAAUUGAACGGAUGUUAAAAGUGACAGGUAUAAUUAAUUAAAGUCACAUGAUUUUGCAGAAGUUUUAUGCACCUAAAAACAAUGUUUAAAACAAUUUAUAUCACUACUAAGAAGAGAGUCUUUGCUUUCAAAACUACAAAUCACAUUAGAACAGAUACAUGUUUACAAAAAUACAGCAAAAUGAAACGCAAAUUUCUCAUUGUAAUAAAAGUUGUUGAGAUUCGUCUAGAGAACAAAGUCUGGUUUCAAAUUUCUUCAACCUCUGAUUUACUCUGAUAAUGAAUGAAAGCUAUGUCAGCAGUGUUUUAUAGAGGACAGAUAUUAUGGAGAGUGAACAGCAGAGCAAAAUCAGGGUGCAGUAAUUCUUAAUACCAGUAGUAGGAGCUCCUGUAUUCAGCAGAAAGCACAAUUUAUCUCGUCUCCUGAUGCACAGACUCACAGCAUCUGUACAGAAAAAUAAAGGAAUCUAAUAAUUUGAUGUCUCAGGUGCACACUACUGUUCAAAGUUUAAAGGGUUAAAUUCUGUUGGAAAAUAAAUACAGAACUUCUUAGAAAAUGUUUUAAAAGUGGUGAAUAAAUCGAGUUCUGCAAUUUUUUUUAAAUAAUUUAAAACCGUAAACAGAUAAAAGCCUUAAAAUGUGUUGUAAAUGUAGUAAUACAGUAAGUAUGUACUGAUUACAGUCAGAGGAUCAAAUGGACUGAAAUAGAUUUUUUUUGUACAUUUGUGCCUUCUCAUGUACAAUUAACAUAACUGUGUUUUUCAAUAUGUGCAUCAUAUUUAUAUUUAUGUAUUGUCACUGUCAUGCAAAAACAUUAUAUCCCUUAGAAAUAUCAUUUUUUGAGAUUUUCUGUUGGUCUAUUUAUUGUAAAUUUCAUCAUAAAUAUUUUAAAGGAUAGCUGUAAGAUUUAAAUGACUGUAUAUUAAAAAAGUUUAAAAACAGCAGAUAUUUAACUUGAGGUUUUUAUAGGACAGUUAUGAUCUGUAUGUUGUUUAUUGUUGUUGCCAUCUCAAUGUUGGAGGGGGUUACAUUGUGUCUUAAAUGACUUGGACUAAAAUCUUGAUAUAUUAAUGCACAAUAAUGUUUUUUUCUUCCUUUUACUGUAAAGAGAAAAUUUCGGAGAUGUUACAAAAGAACAGACAUUCACCAUUUUUCAUAUGAAUUUAUUAUCUGUGUACUGUUUAACACUGCAAUUCCUUGUGAAACUGGAGCUUUAAUGGAGCAUUAAUGACAUCGAGCCAUAUUAUUGCAAGAACUACUCAACUAAGUAAAGAAAAAAAAAUACUUUAAGAACUGAAGGUCAGUCAAUCCAAAAAAUGUCAAAACUUUUAAAGUAUCCUCAAGUGAGGUCACAAAGACCAUCAAAAAUGUUAUAAUGAAACUGUCUCUCAUCAGGGCCGCCCAGGAAAAGAAGAGCAAGAGUUACCUCUGAUAGACAGGAUAUGUUAAUCAGAGUUACCAGCUCCUAGGAGCAUUUUAUUUUGUGUAACACUUUUUUUUUUGUCACUACAUGAUUCCAUAUGUGUUCCUUUAUAGUCUGGAUGACUUCAGUUUCCAUUUGCAGUGUAGAAAAAAUAAAAAGUAAAUGAGAAGAUGGGUCCAAACUUUUGUCUAAUACUGUGCAUCCUGAUCCAUUAAGGUAUGUUCAGGUCGAUACAAACUUCGUCUGACAUCAGAGAAAAUCCUUGUCUAAGCAGUUUAAUCAGAGGAGUGUGAUUCACGCGCUCUGCUAAGUUUAU